This is a messenger RNA of Aspergillus alliaceus, 1770 nucleotides long. RefSeq names its product Alpha/Beta hydrolase protein. The coding region runs from base 1 to 1770 and encodes 589 amino acids. The transcript is spliced from 4 exons. The record is from RefSeq and is a predicted model, not a curated record. Gene Ontology annotation, molecular function: dipeptidyl-peptidase activity. NCBI's taxonomy places the organism in Eukaryota, Fungi, Ascomycota, Eurotiomycetes, Eurotiales, Aspergillaceae.
AUGGCCGAGAACACAUUCGUCGAGAUUGACCGCGAAAGCUUCCCCUAUGUCUUCAUGAAGAACGUGGGUAUUCCUCUGAAGACGUAUGAAAAAGGACUCCUACGAUGCAAUGUUUACCUGCCCAAGGACGCUUUACCAUAUGGGUCCCAGAGGUACCCGGUGAUCGCGACAUAUGGUCCAUAUGGAAAGGAUGUCCCUUACGAAGUGUUCUUCAAGAAGAGCUGGGACCAAGUCAACCCGGAGAUGAAGUCUGCCCACUCCUCAUGGGAGACCCCAGACCCGGGCUUUUGGACACGCCAAGGGUAUAUUGUUGUCCGGACGGACGAGCGAGGUUCUGGACAGGGCCCUGGAGAGCUUGACACCAUGUCCCGUGGAACUAGUGAGGCCUUUUUCGACGUAGUUGAGUGGUGCGCAGAGCAGAAAUGGUCGACCGGAAAGGUAGGACUACUGGGAAUCAGUUACUUCGCAGGCACCCAGUGGCGCGUGGCUGCUCGCCAACCCAAGGGUCUCGCCGCCAUUAUUCCCUGGGAGGGAAUGAGCGAUUACUAUCGUGAUCGUGUUCGCCAUGGUGGCAUCCUGUCUGACCGGUUCAUCGACUUCUGGUGGAAGAAUGCUGUUCAACCAAACCAGUAUGGCAUGCCCGGCCGAGCAGCACGCCAAUGGGGCGACGACACGCUCGAGGGAGAUUUGGACCAGGGAACUCUGAUUUCUAACCGACGCGACCAGACCAAGGAUACUGCUAUACACAAGUCCAUGGAUGAAGACUACUACCAGACCAGAAAUUUCGAUCUGGCCAGUAUCCAGGUUCCUCUUCUGAGCGUCGCCAACUGGGGCGGAAUCCUACUUCAUCUACGUGGGAAUGUUAUCGGCUGGAUGCGCGCCUCCUCCCCAUACAAGUUCCUGCGUUUCAUUGUUGGGCGUCAUGAUUUACCCUUCUACUACCCUCACUCCGCUCGGUUGCAACUGUCCUUCUUGGAUGCCUUCUUGAAGGACAAUGAUUAUGACGGCUGGAAGGCUGGCCAGCAACCCCGCGUGCAUAUAUGCCUACGUAAAGGUGAUUGUGGCGUUGACGAUCUGGAGCGCGAAUUGAAAUUUCCCAGCCGGGCAGAGGUGGACUGGCCCAUCCCGGAUACUCAGUACACCAAGUUCUUCCUCACGUCCAAGCAGACCCUUUCGCACACUCCUGAUAUGUCUGUUGGUACCUGCACAUACGAUGCACUGAAUGGGACUCCAAUCACCUUCCGGUACCAGACGCCUUCAACCCUGGAAAUCACUGGUCACAUCCUGCUACGCCUCACGGUUUCCUGCUCCCGAGAAAGGCAAGACGCACCUCUACUGCCUGAUAUCGACCUCUUCAUCACGCUGCGCAAGUUGAACGCGGACGGGAAGGAAGUCCAUUACACCAGGACAAUGGGCGAUCCAGUUCCGAUUGUGAAGGGGUGGCUACGUGUCUCGCUUUGCAAGGUCAACGACAAACACCCAUUCCACCGCGAGUAUCUCCCAUAUCGGGACUAUGCUAGCGGUGAUGUUCAGCCGGUGAAGGAGGGAGAGAAGUACCAGGCAGAUGUGGAGGUGUGGCCGACCAAUACCGUGCUUGAGCCCAAUGAGACAUUGGUCCUGGAGAUUGCAGGUCAUGAUACACAGGUUGUUGGCAAGUUCUUGCACGAGCACCCUGAUGACCGGGAUCCCCGGGUGUUUGACGGUCUCAACCACGUUGAAGUGGGCAAGGAGGCUAGUUGGCUUCUGCUCCCGAUCAUACCGGCUCGGUGA